AUGUCUCGUCGAUCAUCUCGGAAAUUCCCUCUUCUCUGUUUGCCACGUCUCGCUUUGAUUGAAGUCAUCAAGUGUUGGAAUCCUAUUGAAAUAUACCUCUUCUCAAGAGUCUCUCGGAAAACUAAGAAAAUCUCGAAGUUGGUAAAAAUACCAUAUUUGAAACUAUGGCUUAAUGUAUCCAACUGUUACUAUGUGAACGUGGGCGACCCAUGUUGCGGUUUAAGGAGUCACUGGUUCUUCCAACUGUAUCCAGGUCUCCGUAAUUACGAGAGAUACAGAACUGAAAGAUAUUUGGAUAUCUACUCAAAGAAUGCGGGGAAGUCGAUUGGAAAAUUGAUAGAUCAUUGUCAGGAAAUAUUCGAUUGUGAAUUUGGAGGGAUGAGUAUAAUUAUCGAUCCAGUAAUGAAAUCGAGUAAUCUCAAUGUAUUCAUGAAUUGGAUCAAUAAACACGAGAAGUUAACUAAGAUUCCAUAUUUAAUAGCAUAUAGUGAGAAAGAAAGCGAUGAAUUUUAUUUGAAUUGGUUUAUGAAUAAUUUCAAGAAGGAUAUUGGAGUUCUGUAUUUAGGCCGAAGUCACUAUGUUUGUAAGGUGAACGGAAAAGUGGACGAACUGAGUUUGUAUUCAAGAGAAAAGCUAGAUCUCGACCAUCUGAUUAGAAUGGACUGUAUCUAUAUGCCUGGAAGAGAGACAUCUUUGACUAAUAGAGAUUUGAAUGUAUUUAUGAAGAAUUGGAAGGAAAUGAAGGCUAAUGAACGAAUAGGAUUUUAUUUAAUUCGUGUGAAAGAGAACUUGGAUUGGUCGAUCAUUUUGGAUGGAUUGGAUGGAGAGAUAAGAGAUGUUCGGACAGUUAGACGAGAAUAUACAUCUCCCUGGGACGAGGAGCAAGUAUACAAAGUGAAUGGAGGAGUGGAUAUCACCAGAACCGAUGGGAAAGUUGCUACGAUUGGAAUGACAUUUCAUAUGAUAUUUCAAGAUGAACCAUUGUCUCGUGAAAUGAUAAGAGACUAUCAGAGAUUGAUUCAAAACAUGGAUGAACAAGAAAUGGAUAUGAAUUUUGUGCAUGAUCCGGAAUAUAAACUAACUGCUGAACUACGAAAAUCAUUCUUCGUCAUGGUUAAGUGA
This is a messenger RNA of Caenorhabditis remanei, 1122 nucleotides long. RefSeq lists its product as uncharacterized. Lineage: Eukaryota; Metazoa; Nematoda; Chromadorea; Rhabditida; Rhabditidae. Bases 1 to 1122 code for a protein of 373 amino acids. Gene Ontology annotation, molecular function: protein binding. The transcript is spliced from 3 exons. The record is from RefSeq and is a predicted model, not a curated record.